UCAUCAUUGGUUGGCGGAGAUGUGGGCGGAUUUGCGCUGACGUUACCCAUACUCGGGAUUAACUUGUUUGAUGUCGCCAUAUCUAUCACCUUUUCCACCGGAUAGCCUGCUUAAAUGCAGAUUGUUGGUAAAGAGUGUAUUGUUAGCGUCGUCAACCAGUAAAUUAACCUGUGUUGUGCACAAAACUGUUGAUAGGCUACCGUGAAGGCGCGCAGUUGAAUGUGAAGUGCCUGGAUGAGGAGCAUACGUGUUACGUGAGUUUACGGUGCUGAUGUCCUGUCACACUGAUGGGGGCCGACGGCAGUAAAAACAGGAAGAGGCCCGCUGAAGGGCAGGAGGAUGAAGACUUCUCAUCUGGAUGGCGUGGCUUCCUUUCCAGCAUGGGUCUGUCUAUCCCACCAGGCCUCUGUCGCCUGGCACCAUCUGCCCUGCAUCUGGGCCAGCGUCGAAUGCUCCAAGGCAAAGCCCCCGACAUCCCAGAGCAUGUCCUGAGGUUGGCGGGAGUCGGCCCAGGCAAGCUGAGAGCAGAGUGGAGCCUGCCGGGGUUCAUUACCAUGUUCCUGCCCGAAUUCCCCCACAGAACUGUGCCUGGGCACAAACACUUUCAGGUGUUGAGUUACAUCGCCAAAGGGUCGUUUGGACCCAUUCUGAAAGUGAAGGACAAGACCGAACAGAAAACAUAUGCUGUCAAAGUUAUACCUAAAUCAGAGAUUCUAAGACUCGGUGUGUUGGAGCAGUCAAAAGAAGAAGUUAUUGUCCAGCGUCAGGUUCGCCACCCAUUUGUCCAUGACCUCCAGGACUGCUGGCAGACUCAGCGCCACCUCUACAUUAUGUGUGACUACUGCAGCACAGGAGACCUGUACACUUACUGGCAGAUGAUUGGUCAGUUCUCGGAGGACACAGUGCGAGUGUUUGCAGCAGAGUUGGGAUGUGCGCUCGGUUUUCUGCACGACUUUGGGAUUAUCCACAGAGAUGUGAAGAUGGAGAAUAUCCUGCUGACAGACAACGGACACCUUCGCUUAGCUGACUUUGGUUUGUCUCGUCGCCUGGAGAGAGGAGGAAGAGCUUUUACCAUUUGUGGAACCAUCCAAUAUAUGGCCCCAGAGGUGCUGAGUGGCGGACCCUACAACCAUGCAGCUGAUUGGUGGUCGCUGGGAAUUCUGCUUUUCGCAUUGGUUACUGGGAAGUUCCCCAUGCCUCCAGAACCAGACCACUGCAGUAUGCUGAGGAAAGUGAGAAGUUUUCCCUAUGAAACGCCCCUGAGCCUCAGCUCCCCACUGGCCUUGCUAAUAACAGAGCUUUUGUGCAAGACUCCCUCCCGGCGCCUGAGGACCCUCGAUCGCUUCAAACGCCAAACCUUCUUCCGUGGAACAACUUUUGACCUCGCCCUGCUGCAGCGCCAGCCUGUGGAGGUGAUUCUGGAGCUGAGAGAGAGACCAGACCGAGCUGCCAAAGCUCGACGAGGCCUCACUUUGUCUCUGCAACCUCUCAAAGGCUUUGACUACGACUCGUUCCUCAGCCCUCCCACCACACCGGACACGCAGCUGGAUGCCAACACACAAACCCACACAGCUGCACCGUUCCCCGGCCCAUUGUUCCCACUACAGCCUGCUCAGGAAAAAAGCCCACACGGAGAAGUGUUUGUGUGAUGGACUUUGAGUUUACAGUAAGGUUACUAACACACUAAAAGUAAAGGCCUACAUGUAUGUAUGUCUGCACAGUCAUUCACUCUUACACACAGGUGUGCUGCGCCUUCUAAAAUGUCUUAUUUAGUAAAAGCCAAAAUAGCUGAUUAUGAUUUAAUUUGACCUAUAGUUUAGAAAGGAAUGCUUCAUUUGAGUAACAUUUUAGAAAACCACUUCCCCACUUGUAUUGGCAAGUUUUAUGUUGGGUUUUCUGGGAUUUACUGAACACUAUUUUUUUCUUUUUUUUACUUGUUUGCCUUUCUACAUUGAGCACCUUUUUCACUAUAUUUGCUAAAAAGUUGUGCAAGAAAGAUUGUGCUAUUGUUCAUCUACUUUCAGUAACAAGUGACUGGUCAUGGCUGCCCUGUUAAUACAUUCCUGUCAAACUCACCCCACAUGGCAAAGAUGACAAUGCAGCAAGUUAUAUGUAGUUUAGUAGAACUCCAUCCAAAACUCCUCAACAAAAUGAGUGUAUUUCUGAACUUCUGCCUUUAUUUUCAUGUUGCAUGAUUAUGAAAUUGUUUUGGUGGAAGGGGAUGAAAGAAUUUUUUGAGUGAUCAUGCUGUGAUAAAACCUAUUCUGUACCUUCAGUAAUGCUGCGAUAUAACCUUUCCCUAACUUGUCCUUUACUGCCUAAAUUCUAUAGCAGGAGAAGUGUCUCUCCUCCUGUACUAUUUAAAGUCAUGCAAGCAUAACAUCAGAUAAAGAUGUGUAUGCCUUCAACGUCUGCUUUUAGUUUGAAUCAUUUAUAACCUGCCACUCAGGGGAGCACUUGCUGGUUUUUCCCAAGUCAGCCUUGAUUUUGACUCCAAGAUGGCAACCAGCUGUAUAGAUCUGAGCUGGGACUGUAACGGUUGAAUGAACAACAGUAUUGUUUACCUCUAGUUAACAUUUUGAUAGUCACAGGGAUUUUUCUAUUGUCAAAGGCUGCCGUAACCCUAGGCAGUAAUCACACCUUCAUGCACUUACCUGAUCAUCAGAUUAUAUUAUGAUUUUGUAAAGUAUGUCGUACCCAGAAUGCCUCACGUGUGAUCCUGAGCUUGCUUUUUUGUCACCAAAAAUUUAUAAAUUUCUCUUUAUAAAUUUUGUAUGACUAUUUUGGAUGCUAUUUGGUGUUAUAUGUUAUGUUACAAUGUAUUUUUGUAAUUACCAUGUAGCACAGAUGGAAUAUUAAACUCUUACAGUACAGGGA
Molecule: messenger RNA, 2877 nt
Organism: Sander lucioperca (pikeperch)
Lineage: Eukaryota; Metazoa; Chordata; Actinopteri; Perciformes; Percidae
Gene: rskrb
Product: ribosomal protein S6 kinase related b
Exons: 13
Coding region: 288-1649 (453 amino acids)
Biological process (GO): protein phosphorylation
Molecular function (GO): ATP binding; protein serine/threonine kinase activity
Source: RefSeq, a predicted model, not a curated record